CGCCUCAUGGCGGGCCGGUGACGGUUAACGGCCGGCGCGCGCGCGUGCUGCGGAGGCGGAGCGCGCGCCGUCUCCCGGCAACGCGGAAUGGCGGCGGGCGAGCAGCAAAGCCGCGAGUACCUGCAGCGGCACCGGCUCCCCGAGCUGCUGCACCGCCUCGGCGCCCUGCUGCUCUACCACCGCCCCGAAAAACCACGCGAGUUCCUGAUCCAGGCGCUGGAAAGGGUGAAGGCCGGAAAGCGCGCCGAGGGGGAGUACCCUUACCUCAUGGACGAGGCCAACCUGGCCGCCAUGUUCGAGCUGCUGGACGUGGUAGGCCAAGGCCACAUAACGCCGGCGCAGUGCAGGGAAGCUCUUAAAACCUUGGGACUGAGCACUGAAGAUCUGCAGUUUGGAGCUGACACAAAGAUCACACAGGAUGUAUUCAAGGAAGAAGUAUUUACAAAGGCCAGUUACUGCCCGCUCUUGCUUGGCUUGCUGUAACCUGAACCAAACUGGGCGUUUUCCUCCACCAUCCUCCCAAAGCAGACCUCGGGAUCAUCUGCCCCUCAGAUCAGACAGACCAGGUAGCCCAGGGGUCCGAACACUGAUCUAGAAACGUGAAAUAGCGAAGCAGUGGGGUUUUCUUUGCCAGAGGUGGUAACGCAGCUGUAGCUGAAACAAGCUCAGAGUUAUACUUUCUCAUGGUUGCGGUAUGGUUCUAGGGGCAAUUUUUUGGUAACUGUUGCAGUCACUGCAGGGUAACUGGAGCUAAUUAUCCUCGUUGUUACCUAACUUGAAUUCUUUUUUUUCUGUCUUAGGAAGAAAAAGAUGCUGGAAAGCUGGGCUGUGUAUUAGUUUGAGCACCGGUUGCUAUAUAUAUUAAAAAUAGGCACCAUGCUCAA
Molecule: messenger RNA, 884 nt
Organism: Phalacrocorax carbo (great cormorant)
Lineage: Eukaryota; Metazoa; Chordata; Aves; Suliformes; Phalacrocoracidae
Source: RefSeq, a predicted model, not a curated record